Molecule: messenger RNA, 758 nt
Organism: Lates calcarifer (barramundi perch)
Lineage: Eukaryota; Metazoa; Chordata; Actinopteri; Centropomidae
Product: stonustoxin subunit beta
Exons: 3
Coding region: 134-661 (175 amino acids)
Source: RefSeq, a predicted model, not a curated record
UGACUUCCCAGAAAUGGUGUGACUAGAUCAUCACACUGUUGACAUUACAUAAAUGCUGGACAGGGUCUAAAGACUGAAACCUGCAGGGCAGCCUCUACCGAACACACACACCUUCUCACUUUUAGACUAAGAGAUGGACCCUGAUGCUGUAAAAACGACUGUGAUGGCAGCACUCGGCCAACCUUUCAGUCUUGGGAUGCUCUAUGAUUGCCACAGAAAUUCACUCAUCCCUGCUAUUUCACUGUGGGACCGUGAGGAUCUAUCGAAACAUAUCGGAGAGAGACCACAGUACUACAGUGACUUUGAGAUAGUUGCAUCUGAGUCAUCUGAGGACAAAUAUUCAGCACUAAAUGUUGAUGAAUCCCUGAAGGCAAGUUUACUAUUUGGACUGAUAGAGCUUGGUGGAUCAGCCAAAUACCCGAAUAAUAACAUGACAUCCAAAAAUCAAGCCAGGGUAACACUGAAAUAUGAAGCUACCACAAAGUUCCAGGAGCUGUCGAUGAAUCAUCUAGCAGCAGCCAAAGUGCAGCAUCCAGAUAUUUUUAAGAAAGGAGUAGCAACACAUGUAGUCACAGCUAUCCUUUAUGGAGCACAAGCCUUCUUUGUGUUUGACCGGAAGUGUCUGAAGGAGAAGAUUAUCAAGAGGUUCAAGGGAACAUGAAAUCCAUGAUCAAGAGGAUCCCCUUGAUUGACACUAAAUAUGAAAGCUCUUUGAAACUAGAGGAUAAGAACAUUACACAUGACGAGAAAUUCACCUG